GGUACUUUGCUCGACUCUGCACACCACCUCUGCCCCAGCCGCUCCUUGUCUCUCUGCGGUCAGUCUCGCUGAUUACUUUUUGCUGCUUCUCCCCUUCUCUUCUGCUCUUUGUUCUCUCUCCCAUCUUCUUACACCUGUGUCUUCUUCUAACGGCUGCUUACUCUUUUGAGUCCUGCUCCAGCGACCCAUCAACCACGAAUAUUUGCCUACUAACCGCGGCACGAACAUCUAUCCCUCGAUCGAUCAAAUCCCAAAGGACUACCCAAGAUGUCGUCUCCUCAGAAGCUCAGAACCACGGCCACCGAUCUACUUAAGAUCAAACACCCAGUCCUGCUUGCGGGCAUGAAUGUGGCCGCUGGUCCUAAGUUGGCCGCCGCAGUUACCAAUGCUGGAGGUCUUGGUGUGAUUGGCGGUGUCGGAUAUACUCCAGACAUGCUGCGGGAACAAGUUGCUGAGUUGAAGGGAUACCUGAAUGACAAGAACGCUCCUUUUGGUGUCGACCUGCUCCUCCCUCAGGUUGGCGGCAGCGCAAGGAAGACAAAUUACGACUAUACCAAGGGCAAGCUGAAUGAACUGAUUGAUAUCAUUAUCGACUCUGGGGCGAAGCUCUUCGUCUCUGCCGUCGGUGUGCCUCCCAAAGAAGUCGUUGACAAACUGCACAGAAAUGGAAUACUAUACAUGAACAUGAUCGGCCAUGUCAAGCACGUGAAGAAGUGCCUCGACCUUGGAGCUGACCUCAUAUGCGCUCAGGGCGGCGAAGGUGGUGGCCAUACUGGCGACAUCCCCACAAGCAUCCUCAUUCCCGCCGUCGCCAAAAUCUGUGCAGAAGCACCACCAUCCAAAUUCACCGGCAAACCAGUCCAAUUGGUCGCUGCUGGCGGUAUGUUCAACGGCCAAUCCCUCGCCAGCGCCUUGAUGCUCGGUGCCUCCGCCGUGUGGGUCGGCACUCGUUUCGUCCUCUCUGAAGAGGCCGGUGCCCCCAAGGCUCACCAGGAAGCUGUCCGGACAGCAGGAUUCGACGACAACGUCCGUACUAUCAUCUUUACUGGACGACCCCUGCGUGUCCGCAGCAACGACUACAUCCGCAAUUGGGAGGAGAACAGGCAGGCAGAGAUCAAGACCCUGACUAAUAAGGGCGUCAUUCCAGUCGAGCACGACUUUGAAGAGAAGGGCGACGACCUGACAGAUGAGGACAUGGAAAAUGCCCGCCCCUUCCUGAUGGGCAAGGCGGCUGCCGUGGUUAAUGAGAGGAAAUCCGCUCGCGAGAUUGUGGAUGAGUUCGUUAACGAUGCCGUCAAGUGCUUGCAGACCGGCAACUCCCUCAUUGUUUCGCAGAGUAGGCUAUAGUCAUGUCAUUUGGCGAGCGGCAAUAGCGGUGUGCAUGUUAGCUAUAUAGCUGGGUGCAAUUGAGAUGGACUGCGAUACUUGAGCCUACAAAUUCGUUCUGGUGCUGCUUCGGCAAUUCCGCUGGCUAGCAGCUCUGCUCUCUUCUUC
Exophiala xenobiotica is the source of this 1494-nucleotide messenger RNA. RefSeq lists its product as uncharacterized. The record is from RefSeq and is a predicted model, not a curated record. The coding region runs from base 268 to 1347 and encodes 359 amino acids. The transcript is spliced from 7 exons. Lineage: Eukaryota; Fungi; Ascomycota; Eurotiomycetes; Chaetothyriales; Herpotrichiellaceae. Gene Ontology annotation, molecular function: nitronate monooxygenase activity.